UACUGACAACGUGUCGUCUGUGUGUGUUUACAUUCUAAGCCAAACCGGCAUGUUACCUAAAAAUGACUAUUAAUGUUUUAAAUAUUUAUUUUAUCUUUUUAUAUAAUUAUUCGUUCUAAAUAGUUUUAGAUUUUUUUUUUGCGAUUUAUACAAGAUAUUUUUAGCUUCUUUUGAUAACUACAAAUUGUAGAUAUGGAAGAAAUUGGAAUACCCGUUGAUUUGGAAGUUCAUCCGUUGGGGGAUAAUGGUGAAAUGGAAGUUCUACCAUCUUCUAACAAAAAUAUACUGAGUCCAUCUCAACUUCCAUGUGGCCUUCCCCCUGUUUUGACAGACACAAAGGCAAUGCUGAAUUCCUUCCUUGAAAAUCUAGACCAGUUACCUAUCCUGCAGUUAGAUGCAGUGCAAAGGUUAGUACCUAUUGAACCUAAUAUUUCAUCCUUAUACUCUAUUAAUUUGUGUCCUCUACAAACACAUCUAAGUGUGAAAAGGAAUAUGAUAAGUGGGAAAUUAUUAGGCUUCUGUGAAGAAGAAAAAGAUAUUUUUGAGGGUACUCAUAAGACAUCCACAUCUUUAUCUCGUGCUCCUGGUCCCCCUGAAGCUGGUGUGAAGGGUAGUACUAGCAGCUUUCCUUUCUGGCCUGGUGGCAUGGAUGAGCCUUGGGCAGAUCUCUUGAAAAAAGAAAGCCUUAAUAAAUCUUUAUUUGAGGGAGAUUUACUUGAUACUCCUCCUGGUUUUAAAUGUGGAAUGAAAUUUGAAAGAAAAUCUCAGGAUGAAAUGGAUUAUAUGCGUGCACAACCUCAGAAAAUUUAUUUGUCUGAAGUUUUAUCAAUGGAUGAUACUCUUGAUUUAGAAAUUUUGAAUGAAAUAGAAGAAACAAAAGAAGAAGUGAAUUUAGAAAAAGAUGAAACAGAAAAACAACCUGAACCAAUUGGUACCCAAGAUGAUGUUUUAAAAUUGACCUCUUUACCAGUGUUAAACAUAAGCGAGACCACACCAAAAGCACCUGCACCAAAAUAUGAAUGGGCAGUAAUUGAAGAUGUGAAAUGUGAUGUUGAAGAUUUUCAUGAAAGGAUACCAAAUAUGGCAUAUAAUUGGAAUUUUGAACUGGAUAUUUUUCAAAAAAGAGCUAUAUUACAUUUGGAAAAGAAGGAGAGUGUAUUUGUUGCUGCCCAUACUUCUGCAGGAAAAACUGUAGUUGCUGAAUAUGCAGUUGCACUAGCAAAGAAGAAUGUUACAAGAGUUAUAUAUACUUCCCCUAUCAAAGCUCUUUCAAAUCAAAAAUUCAGAGAGUUCAAGAAAUCAUUUGAAGAUGUGGGUCUUAUAACUGGAGAUGUUCAAAUCAAUCCAACUGCAUUUUGUCUUAUUAUGACCACAGAAAUAUUAAGAUCAAUGCUUUAUCAUGGCUCGGAUGUUAUAAGAGAACUGGAAUGGGUCAUUUUUGAUGAAGUUCAUUACAUCAAUGAUGCAGAACGUGGAGUUGUUUGGGAAGAAGUCUUUAUUAUGCUACCAGACCAUGUGAAUUUAAUUAUGCUGAGUGCAACUGUUCCAAACACUGCUGACUUUGCAGAAUGGCUUGGUGGUAUCAAGAAAAGAAAAAUAUAUGUCAUCAAAACACUCAAGCGUCCUGUGCCUUUAAUUUAUCACCUUUACACUGGCAGUGUUGGAAAAAAUGAAAAAAACAUGUUUAAAAUAGUAGAUAUUUCUGGGAAAUUUUUAGAUGAUAAAUACAUGGAAGCUUGCAGAAGUAAAGAGAAGAAAGAUACUAAAUCAAAGUCAACUGGGCCGAAAGGCCCCAAAUAUAUUAUAACUCCUGCUCAGGAGAAAAAUGUGUAUAUUGGUCUUCUGGAACAUCUGCAGAAAAAUGAUCUCCUUCCUGCUGUAUGUUUUACAUUUUCAAGAAAAAAAUGUAAUGAGCAUGCAGAAAUGUUGACAAGUCAGAAUCUUGUGACAAAAGAAGAAAGGAAUAGAAUUCAUAAAUUUUUUCAUCAAAGCAUUACACAGUUGAAAAAAGAAGACCAACAACUUCCACAGAUUAAACUAAUGGAAGAGCAAUUGGAACGUGGCUUUGGAGUGCACCAUAGUGGUAUUUUGCCCAUUCUUAAAGAAAUAGUUGAACUGCUGUUUCAAGAUGGAUUAGUAAAGGUCCUGUUUGCUACAGAAACAUUUGCAAUGGGUGUGAAUAUGCCAGCCAGGACUGUAGUAUUUGACUCUAUACGUAAGCAUGAUGGGUUAAAUUUUCGAUAUCUAGAACCAUCCGAGUUUAUUCAAAUGGCGGGACGAGCAGGUCGUCGUGGCCUGGAUAAGGAGGGAAUAGUCAUUGUGCUUUGUAAAGCUGAUGUACCAGAUCCCAUUUCUCUUAGAAAUAUGAUGCUUGGCCAACCAACUAAACUCCAGUCACAAUUUAAAUUAACCUACAGCAUGAUCCUUAACUUGCUAAAAAUAAAAACUUUCAGAGUUGAAGAUGUAAUGAAACGGUCAUUUGGAGAAUCUGACAAUCAGAAACAGCAAAAGAAUUAUCAGGCAUUGCUUCAUGAUGCUACAAAUAAAUUAAACUCAGUAUCAGAACUGGAUUGUUCUAUUUGUAAUAUUGAUAUCAACAAAUAUAUCCAAGAAGUAAAAGAAGCUACAAACCUACGGGAAGAAGUUAUGGAAAAGAAAUGCUCUCAAGUUGCAAAUAAGUUAUUUACACCUGGUCGUGUUCUUGUCAUUUCAAACUCUCAGUAUCAAAAUGUUCUUGGUACAUUGCUGGAUGUAGAUAAAGAAAACAAAUGUAAAGUUCUAGUUAUUACUGGGAAAAAAACACUGGAGAAUGGCCAAAACAGCACAUCUAAAGACAGUCUGUGCCCAUGGACUAAUAAACUGUUUUAUCCAAAUGAGAAACAGCCUGAAGUUUUAACAAUUAUAUUUAAAGAAGUAUCUGUCAUUGGAAAUAAAGUAUUACGGAUUGAUGAAAAGGAUAUAUUAAAACAAUGGAGCAGGAUGAAAAUUCAGAAUUCCAAUCCAAGUUAUUCCAUUAGUUCAGCAUUUCAAGAAUUAUGCUCUGUUUGUGAAGCAAACCUCAAUGGACUUCCAUCAGCUAAUAUAAAUUUGAAAGAUCUGACUUUAAAAGAUGUUGGUAAUUUUGUUGGCAAACUUCGUCGUUUGGAAACAUUGGAAAGCUCCCUACAAGAUUUCAAAUGUGUAAAUUGCCCUGAUUUUUCAAAGCAUUUUUCUGAACAAUUAGCUGUUUUGGAACUUAAAGAAGAAAUUAAGAAAUAUAAGCAUAAGCUCUCUGAAGAAAGCCUUUCUCUGCAUCCUGAGUACCAAAUGCGAAAAAAUGUAUUAAAAUCUUUAGAAUACAUUGAUCAAGAAGAAAAUGUUCAGUUGAAGGGUUGUGUUGCUAGAGAAAUGAGCAAUCAUGAACUUCUUAUAACAGAAUUGCUUGUAAAGUCAGUUUUUGGUGAUUGUAAACCAGAGGAUGUGGCUGCGUUGCUGUCUUGCAUGGUUUUUCAACAAAGGUGUGAUGAUUCCAAUUUAGAGCUUCCAGUUCAUUUGGCUAAGAAAGUUAAAGAAAUUAAGGAAGUGGCUAUGCUUAUAUCUGAGGAACAGGAAAGAAACUGCAUCAAUGAACCAUAUUUUGUAGAUCAAUAUAAUUUUUACUUGGUAAAUGUGGUUUAUGAAUGGGCAAGAGGCACAGUGAGUAUUUUUGUUAUAUUUUGAAUAAUAAAUGUUCAU
Messenger RNA from Stegodyphus dumicola, 3714 nucleotides. Its product is annotated as helicase SKI2W-like. The record is from RefSeq and is a predicted model, not a curated record. Lineage: Eukaryota; Metazoa; Arthropoda; Arachnida; Araneae; Eresidae.